CCUGUCCAGUGUCCCAUCCAGGCGCUAUGAUCUUCAUCAAGCUCAACUUUCUGUAUUAAUUUUUACAUCGCCAUAAAGUGCAGUUCUUUAAAAAGUCAAGAUGUCGAAUGUCACCUUUUACAUUUCCAAUCUUUUGGAAAAAAUGACAUCCACUGACAAAGACUUUCGGUUUAUGGCGGCCAAUGACCUGAUGAUGGAGCUCCAGAAGGACUCGAUCAAACUGGACGAGGAAAGCGAGAGGAAGGUUGUGGCGAUGCUACUCAAACUUCUGGAGGACAAAAACGGAGAAGUGCAGAAUCUGGCUGUCAAAUGUCUUGGUCCUCUGGUGGGAAAAGUGAAGGAGUGUCAGGUGGAGACGAUGGUGGACACGCUCUGCUCCAACAUGGUGUCCAACAAAGAGCAGCUGAGGGACAUUUCCAGCAUGGGCCUGAAGACCGUCAUCGCCGAACUGCCACCUUCAUCUACAGGUUUGAGCCUCACAGUCAACGUCUGUAGGAAGAUCACGUCCCAGUUGAUUGGAGCAUUGGGAAUGCAAGACGACGUGUCCAUUCAGCUGGAGGCUUUGGAUAUUCUCUCCGACAUGUUGGGCAGGUUGAGCACUGCUCUGGUGAGCGUCCAUCAGUCGAUUCUGACCAGCCUCCUUGCUCAGCUCAUGAGUCCUCGUAUGGCUGUGAGGAAACGCUCUAUUAUCGCUCUGGGUCACCUGGUGCCCAGCUGUAGCCCCACUCUGUUCACGCAGCUCACCGCACACCUCAUGGGCGAACUGUCCCGCGGGCCGCCCACCGCCAGCGUCCGCACCUACAUCCAGUGCCUGGCCACGGUCAGCAGACGAGGAGGACACAGGAUCGGGGAACACCUGCAGAAGAUUGUGCCAAUGGUGGUGAAGUUUUGUAACGUGGAGGAUGAUGAGCUACGCGAGUUCUGCUUUCAAGCGUUUGAAGCUUUUGUUAGCAGAUGUCCAAAGGAAAUGUCCCCUCACAUCCAAGCAAUCAUCAAGUUGUGUUUGAAGUACAUCAUCUACGACCCCAAUUACAAUUACGAUGCUGAUGAUGACGAGGAUGACAGUAUGGACACUGAGGACAGAGAAGAUGAAGAUCAGGAGUCUGACGAUGAAUACAGUGACGAUGAUGACAUGAGCUGGAAGGUGCGGCGUUCCUCUGUGAAAUGUCUGGAGGCGAUAAUCAGCAGCCGCAGGGAUCUGCUGGUGGAGCUCUAUGGAUCCGUAAGCCCAACGUUGGUGUCCCGCUUCAAAGAGCGUGAGGAAAAUGUUAAAACUGACAUUUUCUCAGCCUACGUGGCUUUGCUCAGACAGACCAGACACCCUCAUGGUCCCACUUUGGACACGGGGGCUAAAGAGGAGCCUGCAACUUGUCUCUUGAAGAAACAGGUACCGACGAUUGUAAAAGCCUUACACCGACAGCUAAAGGAGAAAAGCAUGAGAUGUAGGCAAGGCUGCUUCAAUCUUUUGACAGAGAUGGCGAAUGUACUGCCUGGUCAACUAGGAGAACACAUACCAGCCCUCAUUCCAGGUAUUAUUUACUCCUUGACAGACAAGUCGACCUCUUCAAAUAUGAAGAUUGAUGCCCUUGCUUUCCUUAAUGUUCUCUUAAGUAGCCACAAGCCAGAGAUCUUCCAACCACACAUUAGCGUCAUCUUACCACCAGUGAUCCAAUGCGUCGAAGACCCAUUUUAUAAAAUCAUAUCGGAGGCCCUCCAAGUCACCCAGCAGAUUGUCAAACUCAUGCGGCCACUGGACAAGCCUGUCUCUUUUGAUGCCAAACCUUACAUCAAGAACGUGUUUGCUUGCACCUCAAAGAGGUUGAAGGCGGCUGACAUAGACCAAGAGGUGAAAGAGCGGGCCAUUUUCUGCAUGGGCCACAUUUUGAGUCAUUUUGGUGACCAGCUUGGUGGUGACCUGCAGCCCACCUUACAGAUAUUUCUGGAAAGGCUUAAAAAUGAAAUCACCAGACUUGUCACAGUGAAGACUUUGACUCUUGUCGCUUCCUCGCCACUUAAAAUCGACUUAAGGCCCAUUUUAACAGAGGGGAUUCCAAUGCUUGGAUCCUUCUUGCGGAAAAACCAGCGGGCCCUUAAGUUGAACACGACAACAGCCCUGAAUGUGAUGGUCACAAACUACAGCGACAGCUUCAAGCCGCCUUUGAUAGAGUCCAUACUGAGUGAGGUGCCUGCUUUGAUUCAGGAGCGCGAUAUGCAUAUCUCACAAGUAGCCAUAACACUGAUCACCUGUAUGGCCAAAGUUUGCCCGUCCUCUUUGAGCAAGAUUGGGGGGACGAUCUUACCUGAAGUGCUAAACUUAGUCCAUUCUCCACUGCUACAAGGAGGUGCUCUUAAUUCAAUACUUGAGUUCUUCCAGGUUCUUGUAGCAACAAAGGCCAACAAUAUGGGUUACAGUGACCUUCUGAAAGGCUUGAGGGGGCCUUUCUAUGAUUUCAAGUCUACUGACUCACUGUCCGUGCAUAAACAGUCCUACUACUCGGUGGCCAAGUGUGUAGCUGCCUUGUCGAUGGCCUUUCCCAAAGAAGCUUCUGGAGUGGUCACCAAUCUUAUCCAGGAGGUUAAGAACCCCAAAUCAUCCGAGUCGGUGAGAAUUCUCUCAUUGCUGUGCCUUGGAGAAAUUGGACGUUUUAUGAACUUCGAAGGGCAGAAGGAACUGAAGGGAGUCAUAAUGGAAGCCUUCGGUUCUCCUAAUGAGGAAGUCAAGUCUGCUGCAUCUUUUGCUUUGGGAAACAUUUGUGUCGGAAACUUGGGGGAGUACCUGCCAUUCAUGCUCAAGGAGAUCGGCAGCCAGCCGAAGAGACAGUACCUGCUUCUACACUCGCUCAAAGAAAUGAUCAGUGCUCUGUCAGCAGACAGUCUCAAGCCUCAUGUGGAGAACAUCUGGGCUUUGCUAUUCAAGCACUGUGAAUGCGCAGAGGAGGGCACUCGCAAUAUUGUAGCCGAAUGUUUCGGGAAACUCACAUUGGUCAGUCCAUCUGAACUCCUACCAAGGCUAAAGAAACAACUGUCCUCGGGGUCUCCUCUUUCUCGCAGUACAGUUGUAACUGCAGUGAAGUUCACCAUUGUAGACCACCCCAUGCCCAUAGACUCACUUCUCAAAGGGUGCAUUGGUGACUUCCUGAAAACACUCCAGGAUCCGGACCUCAAUGUUCGGCGGGUGGCUUUAGUCAUGUUUAAUUCAGCUGCCCACAACAAACCCUCCCUGAUCCGUGGACUUCUGACAUCACUUCUCCCACAUCUAUACAAGGAGACACAAAUCAGAAAAGACCUUGUCAGAGAGGUUGAGAUGGGCCCCUUCAAGCACACAGUAGAUGAUGGUUUGGACGUCCGCAAGGCAGCUUUUGAAUGUAUGUACACCCUGCUGGACAGCUGCCUGGACUGUUUGGACAUCUUUGAAUUUCUGAACCAUGUUGAAGAAGGCCUGAAAGAUCACUAUGACAUUAAAAUGCUGACCUUCAUUAUGCUUGCCAGACUUUCUAAACUGUGUCCAGCCGCUGUGGUACAAAGGCUGGACAGGUUAGUGGAACCACUAAAAGCUACUUGCACUACAAAGGUAAAAGCUGGUUCAGUGAAGCAAGAGUUUGAGAAACAGGAAGAGCUGAGGCGCUCUGCCAUGCGUGCAGUCGCCGCCCUGCUGUCCAUCAGCGAGGUGGAAAAGAGUCCCGCUAUGGCAGACUUUGCCAAUCAGAUCCGAAGCAAUGCGGAGAUGGCCACCAUCUUCGAGAGCCUUCAAGGAGACCCCUUAAUAGGGGCUGUAGAAUCGAUGGACACCAGUUAGGACUCACAACUGCAAUUUGUUAUGGUUUGUGGUUGCAGAACCUGCAAUGGA
Molecule: messenger RNA, 3847 nt
Organism: Sinocyclocheilus rhinocerous
Lineage: Eukaryota; Metazoa; Chordata; Actinopteri; Cypriniformes; Cyprinidae
Product: cullin-associated NEDD8-dissociated protein 1-like
Exons: 15
Coding region: 101-3796 (1231 amino acids)
Biological process (GO): SCF complex assembly
Source: RefSeq, a predicted model, not a curated record